CUUUGGCAACUCUGAAGCCGCAGGCCGGCCUCAUCGUGCCCCAGACGGUGCCGUCCUCCCAGCCAAACGUGGCGGGAGCUGGGGAGUCCAUGGAUCUGGGAGAGCUUGCGGGCAUGACCCCCGAGAUCAUCCAGAAGCUUCAAGACAAGGCUACGGUGCUGACCACGGAGCGUAAGAAGAGAGGCAAGACAGUUCCAGAGGAGCUGGUGAAGCCGGAGGAACUCAGCAAGUACCGGCAGGUCGCCUCGCAUGUGGGGCUGCACAGCGCCAGCAUCCCAGGGAUCCUUGCCUUGGACCUCUGUCCUUCCGACACCAACAAGAUCCUCACCGGCGGGGCUGAUAAAAACGUCAUUGUUUUUGACAAGAGCUCGGAGCAGAUCCUGGCGACCCUCAAGGGGCACUCCAAGAAGGUUACCAGUGUUGUCUUCCACCCGUCUCAGGACUUGGUGUUCUCAGCUUCUCCCGAUGCUACUAUCCGGAUCUGGUCUGUGCCCAACGCUUCGUGCGUGCAGGUCGUCCGUGCCCACGAGGGCUCUGUAACAGGGCUGAGCCUCCACGCAACGGGCGACUACCUCCUCAGCUCCUCUGAUGACCAGUACUGGGCUUUUUCAGAUAUCCAGACAGGCCGUGUCCUCACCAAGGUGACAGAUGAGAGCUCUGGCUGUGCUCUCACCUGUGCCCAGUUCCACCCGGAUGGGCUCAUUUUUGGAACAGGGACGAUGGACUCUCAGAUCAAGAUCUGGGAUCUGAAGGAACGCACCAACGUGGCCAACUUCCCAGGGCACUCAGGCCCCAUCACCAGCAUCGCCUUCUCCGAGAACGGCUACUACCUGGCCACGGCAGCAGACGACUCCUCUGUCAAACUCUGGGAUUUGCGUAAGCUCAAGAACUUCAAGACCUUGCAGCUGGACAAUAACUUUGAGGUGAAGUCUCUCAUCUUUGACCAGAGCGGCACCUACCUGGCCCUGG
Molecule: messenger RNA, 969 nt
Organism: Cariama cristata (Red-legged seriema)
Lineage: Eukaryota; Metazoa; Chordata; Aves; Cariamiformes; Cariamidae
Gene: PRPF19
Product: pre-mRNA processing factor 19
Exons: 11
Biological process (GO): mRNA splicing, via spliceosome; DNA repair
Cellular component (GO): Prp19 complex; U2-type catalytic step 1 spliceosome; cytoplasm
Molecular function (GO): protein binding; ubiquitin protein ligase activity
Source: RefSeq, a predicted model, not a curated record